This is a messenger RNA of Lates calcarifer (barramundi perch), 1016 nucleotides long. RefSeq lists its product as uncharacterized. Lineage: Eukaryota; Metazoa; Chordata; Actinopteri; Centropomidae. The coding region runs from base 115 to 759 and encodes 214 amino acids. The record is from RefSeq and is a predicted model, not a curated record. The transcript is spliced from 8 exons.
GUGAAAGUGAAUCUUAAACAGCAGUUUUCUAAAAGACCACGACCUGUUCCAGCAGCAGAGCAGGAGGUUCAUCUCCUCCUCCUCCUCCUCCUCCUCAGCAGUAAAGAUUCAAUCAUGGCGUCAUUUACAGGAGGCUACACUUCCUUUGGACAGCCGUCGACCUCAGCUGAGUCAGUCACAGCUCAGAGGUCAGAACUGGACAAAGUCCUGCAGAGAGUUGAGCCUCGUAAAGUUCAAACCGACCUCCGUGCUGCUGCUGAAACCUUGCUUAUGUAUUCCCACUCGGAUGACAAAAACAUAAAGGAAUUCUACAGCGUUUUGACAAAUCUCAUCACAGGAAAGACGUCCCGCUCUGUAGUUAAGGUCUGCACAGUCUGUUUGGGGGAAAUCUCUGGUGCUGCUGAAGCCCUGAUGGAGCAAGUGAACACCCGUCAGCUUCAGGUGAAGAGGACAGACUGGAAGGAGGAACUCGACGUGUAUGUUGUUUUCUGUCCAGUCACCCCUUAUGUUGAGAUAACUGUGGGGGUAGCCAUGGAAUGGGUGACAGGUGAUAAUCCAGUCAUUCUGGUGCUGAUGUAUCACUCCUGGGAAGUCGACUUAUUACCCUCUGGGAAAAACUGGUCUGAAACCUUUCCACAUGUUGUCUUGGAUAUCCAUGUUCUCAUCGAGACUGCGCAAGGAUUCCCGAUGUGUCCGAAGAACAAGGGGGCACUCCGUAAAAUUCAAGAGGUGCUACUGCAGCACAGUACUCCAGAGUAGUCAUGGUUUAUCAUGUUGGCUGUGAUAACAUUGGCUUCAGCAAAGGUCAACAAACUGCAACAAUAAAAUCAGUAAAUUGGCUAGUGCUAGUUUAAAAUGAUCACAUUGCUUAUUAGUAGAGUAUAUCAUGUACAUAAAUGUGUAUUAUGAAACAAACCUUGGGAUGAAAUUAAAGUGUUAUUGAAGAGAACAUGUAACUGUGAAAUCAAUGAAAUUAAAAUGUCUAUAAUGGAAUAAAACUAUCAUUUUAAAGUAAA